GAGCUAUUGUUUUACUCUUUCCAUUAUACCCUACUUUGUGUUACUGCCUCUCGUGACAGCCCGUGACCUACACUCCUUCAGAAUUCAGGUACCGGGGGCCAGGAAGACCCAGGAUGGGCUUGUGUCUGUCACACCGAUCACUGCAGGAGUCGUGAGGUGCCCUGUGUGUCACCAGCUUGCCUUGGGCCCCUGGCCACUUACUGUGUCGUUGCCUGUCAUCGGCCUCUACCAUCCGUGCAGAGCGACAUUGGAGUUUUGAAGAGGAAGCAGUUCCUCCUCGCCGCGGGCACCGGGCUCUCGCUGCACCGCUGGGAGCGCAUCGUGAUUGCCCGCCACAUGCCUCCUCCCAGAGCGAAGGACGGCAGGGAUGACAGAGGCCGACCCUGCGACCCCCGUGAGGAGGAGGCCCCUGGGAAGUGGGACUGGAACUGCCCGGAGACCCGCCGCCUCUUCGAGGACGCCUUCUUCCGCGAUGAGGACUAUAUCCGCCGGGGCUCUGAGGAGUGCGAGAAGUUCUGGACCUUCUUCGAACGCCUACAGAGAUUCCAGAACCUCAGGAGCCCCGGGAAGGGGGACAGGGACCCCGGGCGGCCCAAGCACAGCAUCCCGGCGCUGGCCGGCCUGCCCCGCACUUACGACCCCUGUCACCGCAUCAACCUCUCGGUCCUGGGCCCCGACACUUGGGGCCCCCGGGGGCUGGGCAGGCCGCCCCCGGGGAGGGUGGCCGAGUUCCGCCAAGCCCUGCAGCACUACCUGGACUUCGGCCAGAGGCAGGCGUUUGGGCGAUUGGCCAGGCUGCAGCAGGAGCGGGCGGCCCUCCCCAUCGCCCGGUACGGGGCCCGCGUCCUGCAGGCCCUGAAGGAGCACCAGGUGGUGGUGGUGGCGGGGGACACGGGCUGCGGCAAGUCCACCCAGGUGCCGCAGUACCUGCUGGCCGCGGGCUUCAGCCACGUGGCGUGCACCCAGCCCCGGCGCAUCGCCUGCAUCUCCCUGGCCAAGCGCGUCAGCUUCGAGAGCCUCAGUCAGUACGGUGCGCGGGUCGGCUACCAGAUCCGCUUUGAGAGCACGCGGACGGCGGCCACCAAGGUCGUGUUCCUGACGGUGGGGCUCCUCCUGAGGCAGAUCCAGCGGGAGCCCAGCCUGCCCCAAUACCAGGUCCUGAUCGUGGACGAGGUCCACGAGCGCCACCUGCACAACGACUUCCUCCUGGGUGUCCUGCGGCGCCUGCUGCCCCAGCGGCCCGACCUCAAGGUCGUCCUCAUGUCGGCCACCAUCAACAUCUCGCUCUUCUCCAGCUACUUUGACGGGGCGCCCGUGGUGCAGGUGCCGGGGAGGCUGUUCCCCAUCACGGUCGUGUACCAGCCACAGGAGGCCGAGCCGCCGGCGUCCAAGUCGGAGAAGCUGGACCCUCGGCCUUUCCUGAGGGUGCUGGAGGCCAUCGACAAGAAGUACCCGCCCGAGGAGCGGGGCGACCUCCUCGUCUUCCUCAGCGGCAUGGCCGAGAUCAGCGCGGUGCUCGAGGCGGCCCAGGCCUACGCCCGCCACACCCAGCGCUGGGUGGUGCUGCCGCUGCACAGCGCCCUCUCCGUGGCCGACCAGGACAAGGUGUUCGAUGUGGCCCCCCCUGGAGUCCGGAAAUGCAUCCUCUCCACCAACAUCGCCGAGACCUCAGUCACCAUCGAUGGGAUCCGCUUCGUAGUAGAUUCUGGGAAGGUGAAGGAGAUGGGCUAUGACCCUCAGGCCAAGCUGCAGCGGCUGCAAGAGUUCUGGAUCAGCCAGGCCAGCGCCGAGCAGCGCAAGGGCCGGGCCGGCCGCACGGGCCCCGGCGUCUGCUUCCGCCUCUACGCCGAAUCGGACUACGAUGCCUUCGCCCCCUACCCUGUCCCCGAGAUCCGGAGGGUGGCUUUGGACUCGCUGGUGCUGCAGAUGAAGAGCAUGAGCGUGGGGGACCCGCGAACCUUCCCCUUCAUCGAGCCCCCACCACCAGCCAGCCUGGAAACGGCCAUCCUCUACCUCCGGGACCAGGGGGCGCUGGACAGCUCAGAGGCCCUCACCCCUAUCGGCUCUCUGCUGGCGCAGCUUCCCGUGGAUGUCGUGAUCGGGAAGAUGCUGAUCCUCGGCUCCGUGUUCCACCUGGUGGAGCCCGUGCUCACCGUCGCGGCCGCCCUCAGUGUCCAGUCGCCCUUCACCCGCAGCGCCCAGGGCAAGCCUGAUAGCGCGGCGGCGCGGCGGCCCCUGGAUAGUGACCACGGCGACCCCUUCACGCUCUUCAACGUCUUCAAUGCCUGGGUGCAGGUGAAAUCCAAACGGAGCAGGAGCUCCCGCAAGUGGUGCCGUCAUCGGGGCAUAGAGGAGCAUCGACUGUACGAGAUGGCCAACGUGCGGCGCCAGUUCAAGGAGCUGCUGGAGGACCACGGGCUGCUGGCCAGGGCCCGCGCCCCACAGCCGGGGGACAGCCACAGCCGGCUGCAGCAGCGCCGCGAGCGCCGGGCCCUGUACCAGCUGAAGCGCCAGCACGAGGAGGGUGGGGGCCGAGGGCGCAAGGUGCUGCGGCUGCAGGAUGACCCGGGCGGCUGCUCCAGCGAAGAGGACCCGGGCGCCGGCGACAGCGUGGACAUCCAGGACGUCAAGUUCAAGCUGCGACACAGCCUGGAUCAGCUGCAGGCAGCCGCCACCGCGGCCCAGGACCUGACGCGGGACCAGGUGGCCCUGCUCAAGCUGGUGCUGGGCCGGGGCCUCUACCCCCAGCUGGCCGUGCCGGACCCGUUCAACAGCAGCCGCAAGGACUCGGACCAGAUUUUCCACACCCAGUCCAAGCAGGGCACCGUGCCGCACCCCACUUCCAUCUUUGCCAGCAGCCCCGAGGUACUGCAUGUCCAGGAGCAAGAGGCCGGGGGCACCGAAGGGAGCCGAGGUAACAAGGACAAGAUGAGCAGCAGGCACCAGCUCCUCACCUUCGUCUCCCUGCUGGAGACCAACAAGGCCUACCUGGUGAACUGCGUCCGCAUCCCAGCUCUCCAGUCCCUCCUGCUGUUCAGCCGGUCCCUGGACACCAACGGGGACUGCUCGCGCCUGGUGGCCGACGGCUGGCUGGAGCUGCAGCUUGAGGACAGUGAGAGCGCGGUCCGGCUCCUGGCGGCUUCCGUGCGGCUCCGUGCCCGCUGGGAAAGUGCCCUGGACCGGCAGCUGGCGCGUCAGGCCCGGCGGCGGCCCGAGGUGGACCAAGAAGAGGAGGAGGAUCCAGGCACCCGCAAGGAGGUGGCCGACCUGAGCCGGGAGCUGCUGAAGUUCACGGCGUCCAAGGCUGCUGGUGGCAAGCUGGGCAGGGGGCCAAGUCCCACCGCAGCCUUCCUGCCCCAGAGCGACACGGACCUGUACAGCGACUGUCUCCGCACCUUCUGGACCUGCCCCCACUGCGGCCUGCACGCGCCACUGACGCCCUUGGAGCGCAUCUCGCACGAGAACACUUGCCCCGAGGCCCCGCAGGACGGCCCCCCAGGGGCUGAGGAGGCCGCCCCCACACCGCUCCGGAAGGCCUCCGUCCUGCAGAAGCCCUACCACUGCGAGGCCUGCGGGAAGGACUUCCUGUUCACACCCACGGAGCUGCUGCGACACCGGAGGCAGCACGUGUGAGCCCAGCUGAUGGGACGGGACCGGGAGUCCCGCCCAAGCCCGCUGCCUGCAUCCGGAGCUGUAAGGUCCAGCCCAGCCCGAGCCGAGGGGUGCAGAGUGAAUAAAUCUGUGCUGACUCUGACCCUUGAGCCUUCCCCUGCCCAUCUGGGAAGUGACAGCGGCCCCUUGUCCUCCCUGAGGGGCAGCUCUCGUGCCUCCCGCUGCCUAGGGCCAUCCAGGGCAUCCUGGGGCAGGUGGAGGCAGGUGAGACCAAGCAGGGACUCAGGA
Molecule: messenger RNA, 3900 nt
Organism: Suricata suricatta (meerkat)
Lineage: Eukaryota; Metazoa; Chordata; Mammalia; Carnivora; Herpestidae
Gene: DHX34
Product: DExH-box helicase 34
Exons: 16
Coding region: 337-3633 (1098 amino acids)
Biological process (GO): nuclear-transcribed mRNA catabolic process, nonsense-mediated decay
Cellular component (GO): intracellular anatomical structure
Molecular function (GO): ATP binding; RNA binding
Source: RefSeq, a predicted model, not a curated record